This is a messenger RNA of Lolium rigidum, 1886 nucleotides long. RefSeq names its product putative ABC1 protein At2g40090. The transcript is spliced from 11 exons. Gene Ontology annotation, cellular component: mitochondrial inner membrane. The coding region runs from base 1 to 1605 and encodes 534 amino acids. The record is from RefSeq and is a predicted model, not a curated record. NCBI's taxonomy places the organism in Eukaryota, Viridiplantae, Streptophyta, Magnoliopsida, Poales, Poaceae. Gene Ontology annotation, biological process: lipid homeostasis; mitochondrion organization.
AUGUGGCGGCUGGCUAGGAAGGCCGUGGCGACGGCGCUCGCGCUGGGCGUCGGCGGCGGCGCGGCCACCAUCGCCACCUCCGAGGACCCCGCCAAGGCGCUCAAGAUCUGCACGCACCUGCCCCCGCGCCUCCUCCGCGACUCCGUCGCCGCCGCCACCAUCGCCUUCGACUACCAGUACUCGCUCUGGGGCCUCGACCCGGGCUCCAAGGCGUGGCAAGAAGCCAAGCACCAGACCCACCUCCGCUCCGCCAACAUCCUCCAGGACCUCUGCUUCCGCAACGGCGGCAUCUACAUCAAGCUCGGCCAGCACAUCGCGCAGCUGGAGUAUGUGGUGCCUGAGGAGUACGUGCAGACGAUGAGGGAGUCGAUGCUCAAGAGGUGCCCAGUCUCGUCAUUAGAGCAAGUCCGCGGGGUGUUCAAGAAGGAUAUUGGAGAAUUGCCGGAAAAGGUUUUUGCGGAAUUCGACCCUGUCCCAAUUGCAAGUGCUUCUCUUGCCCAAGUUCACGUCGCCACGACACACGAUGGUAAAAAAGUUGCUGUUAAGGUUCAACAUGACCACUUGACAGAUACUUCUGUAAUAGACAUCGCCACUGUGGAUUUAGUAGUCAAUGCUCUUCAUUAUAUCUUCCCUACAUUUGACUACAGGUGGUUAGUUGAUGAAAUUCGAGAAAGUGCACCUAAGGAAUUAGAUUUUUUGUGUGAAGCUGAAAACAGUGCAAGAUGUUUGAUUAACUUCAGAAAGCUGUCUCCUCACAUUGCGAAUAGCAUAUACAUCCCCAAGGUUUAUUUGAACCUCAGCUCAUCAAGAAUUCUCACUAUGGAGUAUAUGGAUGCCAAGGAGGUAACUGAUGUUAAAGGCAUUAAAGACGCUGGAAUUCGCCCUGUUGAUGUUUCAAACCUAGUCAAUAAAGCAUUUGCUGAGAUGAUUUUCAAGCAUGGUUUCGUUCAUUGUGAUCCCCAUUCUGCCAAUAUGAUGAUCCGACCCUUGCCAGAAGACAGUAAAAAAUGGUUUGGAUGGAAACGGCCACAACUGAUUCUUCUUGACCAUGGUCUUUACAAAGAACUUGAUAACUCUACGAGGAUGAACUAUGCUUCUCUUUGGAAGGCGCUUGUUCUUGCCGACGAGAAAGCAAUUAAGGAGUACAGCGUCAAACUAGGUGCUGGGGAGGACCUUCAUGCAGUUUUUGCUGGUGUUCUCACAAUGAAGCCAUGGAAUAGUGUCAUUGACCCAUCUGUUGGUCAUCUUAUCUUGGAUGGGAAUAAUACCGAUCGUUCUGAAGUUCAGAUGUAUGCUUCCUUAUAUUUCCCACAAAUCUCAGAGCUCCUCCGGAGACUACCAAGGGUCAUCUUGCUGAUGCUCAAGACAAAUGACUGUUUACGUGCAGUCAAUCUUGCGCUGGUUGGAGGUUCUCCCUUGGAAUCAUUUGAGACCAUUGCACGAGUUUCUUGUGAAGCUGUGUUUGAAGCUAAAAGGGCGGAGAGGAAAUUCUUUCUACAUAGAUUUAUAAUAUGGCUGGAGGAAGUUUUUAUGGAAGUUCGACUAUUCCUCUAUUUCAAGAUGGGCCCCCAUUUUUAUCAACUAAAGAAGCUAUUGCCCGGGUAAAAAACUCGGUAUAUCAACCGUUUUCAACUAUAGUGUAAAUGGAAAUCAACAUGUAGUCCUUUUUGAAGUGCGAAAUCGGACAUUUAGCUUAGCAUUUCCUUGUUUCUAAGUAUUAUUCUUUGAUGGACCAUGUCCAUCCUGAUUGGUCUUGGAUCUUCCUUGAUUGUACACCUCCCUAUGACCCUAUAGGAGAGACGACAUUUCGAGAUAGCAUACAAAUUGCCAUCACUGGACAGUGUGAAUGGCCACACUCUAAUUCCAUGAUUUAUGUUCACCGCGUA